Camelina sativa (false flax) is the source of this 388-nucleotide messenger RNA. Its product is annotated as protein PROLINE CONTENT ALTERNATIVE 22-like. NCBI's taxonomy places the organism in Eukaryota, Viridiplantae, Streptophyta, Magnoliopsida, Brassicales, Brassicaceae. The record is from RefSeq and is a predicted model, not a curated record.
UCGAUCAAUGGAAACAUGAAUGAAGAGGAGAGAGUUGGUUCAUCGUCCUCUUCUUCGUCUUCUCUUCCUGUGAGCUACGGAGUUAAUUGUGAAAAAUACGAAUUCUCUUCCUCUGUUUCUUCUCUGUCUCAACCGUUCUCUCCGGAAGGUUCAAGUAACAAGAGUUUUGUUAUUGAAAACAAUCUUUCUUCUGUUUUCUCGUUGGACAAUAGAAACAAUAACAUCUUCAUCUUUCCUAGAGAUAGACCAUGUUCUUGUCUCCACCAUGUCUUGGAGUGGAUUCUACAGAGAUGUUGUCGUUGCCUCUGUUAGCCUUCCAUCUUCUUUCAAACUUAAACCAUCAAAAUCUUGUGGCCGGUCCUCAUGCUAUAUCAAAUUAUAUGCAAGU